CUCGGCGCUUUCCGCCGGAGCGGAGCAGCCGCAGGAGCCGGCCCGGCCGCGCCCGCCGCCGCGAUGGAGUGAGGGGCCGCGGGGCCCGGCCCGGCCCGGCCGCCCCCGGCGACCGGCGGCUCCUGCCAGGUGACAGUUCCCAAGAUGUCCCUUUGGAGCAUCGUCUCCCACAUGCCGCCAGAGGAGUUCAGCGGCCUCUUCGCGGAGUUUCCCCGCAGCCUGCGCUGUCUCCUGGCCGACUGGCUGGAGAACCAGCCCUGGGAGUUCAUCAAUGGCUCAGAUGCCUUCUGCACCAGCAUGGCCAGUGGGAUGCUCUCAGCCAUGCUGGAGAAGCUCCGCAGCGCUGCCAGCAGUGACGGGCAGCAGUGCCAGAUCCUCCAGCAAGUCAGCGGCAUCGAGAACGCUUACCGGCGGGACCCGCUGCGGCUGGUGGCCGUCCUGAAAGCGAUCCUGGAGGGUGAGAAGGCCGCCGUGCUCAAGAGGGACCGUCACCUGCCCCUCAGCUUCCACCGGCGGCAGGAGGAGCUGAAGUUCAGCCUGGGGCUGCAGCGGCUGCAGCACCGCGUCCGCGAGAUCCAGGCGCUGCGGGACAACCCUGCGGCAGCCUCUCGGCAGCUGAACGUGCAGGACCUGCAGCUGAAGGCAACAGAAACGAAACCCCCGGAGAGCGAGCUGCCCACCCUGAUCCUGGAGGCUGUGAAAGAGCUGGAGGUGGCCAAGCAGCAGGUACUGAAGAGGAUCCAAAUCUGGAAGAGGCAGCAGCAGCUGGCAGGGAACGGGGCCCUCUUUGAGGAGAACCUAGCUCCGCUGCAGAAGAGGUGCGAGAGCCUGGUCGAGGUUUACUUCCAGCUGCACCAGCAGGUGAUGGCGGCGAGCGCAGAGCUGGGGGCUGAGCUGCUGCCCCGGCUCCUGGAGCGGUUCAACGAGGUGUUAUCCAGCCUGGUCAAGAGCUCCUUCCUGGUGGAGAAGCAGCCCCCACAGGUGCUGAAGACCCAGACCAAGUUCCAGGCGAGUGCGCGGUUCCUGCUGGGCCCCCAGCUGCUGAAGGCAUCGGCCAAGCCCUACAUGGUGCGGGCCGACAUGGUGACCGAGAAGCAGGCGCGGGAGCUGGCGCUCAGCGCCUACAGCAACGCCCUCAGCGAGAGCACGGGGGAGAUCAUGCAUAACGUGGUGGCCCUGGAGACCAACCCUACCAGCGGGACCUGCUGUGCCAACUUCAAGAACGUGCUGCUGAAGAAGAUCAAGCGCUGCGAGCGGAAGGGGUCCGAGUCGGUGACGGAGGAGAAGUGUGCCGUCUUGUUCAGCACCACCGUGGCCCUGACCCCCAGCAAUCUCUCCGUCCACCUCCAGGUCCUGUCUCUGCCCAUCGUGGUCAUUGUCCACGGGAACCAGGACAAUAACGCCAAAGCAACCGUGCUGUGGGAUAACGCCUUCUCCGAGAUUGACCGGGUGCCCUUCGUGGUGGCCGAGAGGGUGCCCUGGGAGAAGAUGUGCGAUACGCUGAACCUGAAGUUCAUGGCAGAGGUGCAGACCACCAAGGGGCUUCUCAAGGAGCAUUACUUCUUCCUGGCCCAGAAGAUCUUUAAUGACCACAGUGCCAGCCUCGAGGACUUCCAGAGCCGCAGCGUCUCCUGGGCCCAGUUCAACAAGGAGAUCCUGCCUGGUCGGGGAUUCACCUUCUGGCAGUGGUUUGAUGGAGUCCUGGACCUCACCAAGAGGUGCCUCAAAAGUUACUGGUCAGACAGGCUCAUCAUCGGCUUCAUCAGCAAGCAGUACGUCUGCAAGCUCCUGAGCACGGAGCCAGAUGGGACCUUCCUGCUCCGCUUCAGCGACUCGGAGAUCGGGGGUGUCACCAUCGCUCACGUCAUCCGGGGCAAGGACGGGUCCAGCCAGGUGGAGAACAUCCAGCCCUUCUCUGCCAAGGACCUGUCCAUCCGGUCCCUCGGCGACCGCAUCCGCGACCUGGGGCAGCUCCGCAACCUCUACCCCAACACCCCCAAGGACCAGGCGUUCGGGAGUCACUACAACACAGAAGAGCAGACAGGCAAGGACGGCCGGGGCUAUGUCUCCACUGCCAUCAAGAUGACAGUGGAAAGCGAAAGGGACCAGCAAGCUCAGAGGGCUGUGGGGGGCCCCCCCGAGGCCCCCCAGGCUCAGAUGCUCAGCCUGCCUGUGCUGCAGCCCGAGCUGCACCCCGAGAGCCUGCGGUCAGUGCUCAGCCCCAUCUGCCCCCCUGGUCCCUUCUGCCCCCAGCCCCUCCCCACGGGCUACCCCACGGGGGAGAACAUCAACAUGAUGGUCUCCGACAACCUCGGGUCCUCCUUCCCCAGCACGUCGCCAGUGCUCUCGCCGUCCCUGGUCAUGGACCCCACGUUGCCUCGCUGCCAAGACCUUGCCUUCAGGAACCCCUUGCCCUUCAUGCCCAACCAGUACAUGACGGAGGCUUCGUCAGAGCCACAGGACGAGGAGAUGCCCGAGCUGGCCCCGUUCACGUCGAUGGUGGACCCACCUCUGCAAAGCUCCCCAAGGUGGAUGGCACCCAGCAUGGACCUACCACCCAGCUCGGACUUCGAGCAGUUCCUGCAGGAGGUGUCCCUGGAGGGCCCCGCGCUGUGCCCCCCCUUCACGCCCCCCUUGCAGCGCAGCGGGUACCCCAGCCCCAACCCCUCGUGCUGGGGGCUGGGGGAGUCUCGGUGGGAUGACAGCGUCCGGCCAGGGCAUGCGUGAGGAGGCUGCAGGGCUGUUGGGGGGGGGGGGGGGAACGACAUCGGACUGCGCUCCCCCCCCCCCCCGGAGCCUUGUCUGGGUUCCUGGACUCAAUAUGAUUUGUGCUGGGGUGGAAACUCUGGCAGGGAGGGGGGAAUUCUUGGGGGGGGGGUGGGGAGGGGAAAGCACUUUGGGUAACACCCUGCCCCCCCCUCCUUGUGUAUAUGCUGCACUUCGGAGUACAGAGCUGCCGCCUGCCCCCCGCUGCUGCUGGGGUCCUGGGGGGGGGGGGGGGGAAGGGGGGGGGGCGAGGGGCCCCGACCUGCACAGGGGGUGUCCACAGCCGAGCGCAGUGCCCCCAGCCCACGCUGCCGGGCUCAGCCCCCGCGGGGGCCGCGAUGAGUCAGCUGCGGGGGUGGGAGGCAGCAGCGGGAAACGCGCUGGGGUGGAGGUGCCAGCCCGGUGCGUGACGGGACCCCCCCCCCACCCGGGACCCCCAGCACGUGGGGGACACACGGACCCCUAACACACCCACAGUCAGCGCUUGCUUUGGGAGCUGCCCCCCACCCCCAGCCUGGAGUGGGGCUGCAGCAGGGAGAGGGAGCCUGGGCGCGUGGGGGCAGGAAGAUAAGCCAUAAAAUAAAGUUUUAUUCCAAAAUAACAAAAUAAAUAAUCUACUGUACACGUUA
Messenger RNA from Tyto alba (common barn owl), 3395 nucleotides. RefSeq names its product signal transducer and activator of transcription 6 (gene STAT6). The transcript has 22 exons. Gene Ontology annotation, biological process: response to peptide hormone; regulation of transcription by RNA polymerase II; cytokine-mediated signaling pathway. Gene Ontology annotation, molecular function: DNA-binding transcription factor activity, RNA polymerase II-specific; RNA polymerase II cis-regulatory region sequence-specific DNA binding. The coding region runs from base 145 to 2727 and encodes 860 amino acids. Lineage: Eukaryota; Metazoa; Chordata; Aves; Strigiformes; Tytonidae. The record is from RefSeq and is a predicted model, not a curated record.